Chilo suppressalis (striped riceborer) is the source of this 1057-nucleotide messenger RNA. Lineage: Eukaryota; Metazoa; Arthropoda; Insecta; Lepidoptera; Crambidae. The record is from the annotation of a GenBank genome assembly.
CUGACACUGUGUGUUUGUUUGUUGCAGUUGCAUACAGUACUAACAGUUAAACAGUUUACAGUACGCAAUAGUUGAAAAAAAAUGGAAGCAGGGAAUCCAGAAAAUGAUUCUAAAGUAGUAGAAAUCAAAUUUAAACCUAUUAAGAAAAGAAAUCUGCGGCAAAGAGUGAAGGAAGAAGAAUCGGAUGACGAAGAGCACAUAUUAGCCAAAUUGGAAGAAACGAAAGAGUUACAGAAGCUUCGAGAAAGACCCAACGGAGUCAGCGUCAUUGCAUUAGCUACUGGUGAAAAAACCACGAUAGAAGAUGAAGUUACUUGUAAAGAUACAUUCAAAGUUAAGUCUGGUGGGAUGGUGAACAUGCAAGCAUUAAAAAGCGGGAAAGUGAAACAAGUGGAUGACGCGUAUGACACAGGGAUUGGCACACAAUUUUCGGCUGAAACUAACAAACGAGAUGAAGACGAAGAGAUGAUGAAAUAUAUCGAAGAACAGCUAGCGAAACGGAAAGAGGGCCAUAAUCAAGAUAGGAAGGACACAGAUCACAAUGAUUCUUUAAAAUAUUUAUCACCUGAAGAAGCAGCAUUACUAUCCCUCCCUGAUCAUUUGCGUGUAUCAUCAGCGCACAGAUCAGAAGAAAUGUUGUCAAAUCAAAUGCUCAGUGGUAUACCUGAAGUAGACUUGGGUAUUGAUGCCAAGAUUAAAAAUAUUGAAGCGACUGAAGAGGCAAAAAUGAAAUUAUUAUGGGAGAGACACAACAAAAAGGAUGCACCCUCCCAUUUUGUACCAACAAAUGUGGCAGUGAACUUUGUCCAGCAUAACCGAUUUAACAUGGAGACUGAUAAGAAACGGAAAGUAGAAAAAGUAGUAGAAGUUAAGAAUGAAGUCAGUGUCAUAGAUGAAAAUGUAGAUAAAAUAGUUAAAAAAGCAAAAGGCGAAAGAGCCACUGAUGAUUAUCACUAUGAGAAAUUUAAGAAACAGUUUAGAAGAUAUUAAACUAUGAAGACUAGUGUUGCCGAACUAUCGAUAUGAAAACUAUCGACAGUUUACAUCGAAAAUCAUG